Molecule: messenger RNA, 897 nt
Organism: Nematocida homosporus
Lineage: Eukaryota; Fungi; Microsporidia
Exons: 1
Coding region: 1-897 (298 amino acids)
Source: RefSeq, a predicted model, not a curated record
AUGAUAACCCAACAUCUAGUGAUUCAAGUCUUAUUAUUUACCGCAUUUAGUAAGUUAAUUUGUGCCCAUUCUCAUAUCAAUGGAGAUAUCAAUUCUGCUAUUAAUAGUAGUUCUAAAUUAGGUAAAAUAGUUAUUAUGCUAGUUGGUAUAGUCUGGAUGGGUAAGGUUUUGGUCAAACUAGCAUUUUUCAUUCUCUACCAUCUACUUAGUCUAGUUAUUAAGCUGAUUUUCAAUCUACUUACUUCGUUACUCUUUAGUCUACCUCUUAAGUAUCUUAUUUCCGGCUCUAUCUUUACUCUAAUACUUGUUGCGAUUCCAACUCUUCCUUCUAUUAUAGCCUGGUACCGCAUUGAGUCGCAAAAACUCCUAGCUGCCACCGCCAACACCCAACCCAGUAGCAAGUCCAUUAACUUCUCCCAUCUCUUCCAGCCAGAUCCACCAGCCUACUCUAUUCCCCACCAACUUGAUUCUAGCCCUCUCCUUUCCAAUUCCAUCUCUACCACCACCACCACCACCAUUUCAACCUCAUCUCAAUCCACAAUCACUACUUCCAAGCCAAAUUCAAAUGCAAACCCAAAUCCAGCUCAACCCAGUACUAACAAUUUCCUUCAAGCGCUCAGUCGAAUCCAUCUCAUCAUCCAAAGCAUUUUAGUCCUCUACCUCCGUAAGAAAGUUGUCCAACCUCUUCGAUACAUCCUUUCCCCAGCCUCACCUAUUGCUACUUUAAUUCAACACACAACUAUUCUCUAUCAGAUUAUUUACUGCCAGCUACUCUUCUACUAUCAAUAUACCACCACUAUCAUUAGUCAACAGAUCCUAAGCAGAUUCAAAACCAACCCAAUCCGAUUUCUAACCAACUCAAUCUCUAUCAAACCCAAGCAUCAACCCAAUGAAUAA